UUCUCGAAAAUUGUGCAAAUGCCAAAAUGGGUUGUUAAAGCUUCACGUGUCUCCUUUGCCGCAUGCACAAUCCUAUCUUCUUCCUCUUAUCUCAUCUCAUCUAGUUUUGUUUUGUCCCACUUGUUUCGAUAAACUCAAGCAAAUCUUCAAGAGACACUCAAGUCUUUUAAACAUUAACUGAAGAUCUUGAAUCUUCUUGUAGGCGUUUCUAAGAUUCUCUACACCCCCUCAAAGUCAUGGCCUCGUCUGCGGUACUUAGCAAGAAGCAGUUUAAGAGGUCUGUGACCAAGAAAUCACACUCAUGGUGGUGGGACAGUCACAAUUGUCCCAAGAACUCAAAGUGGCUUGCAGAGAAUCUUGAGAAGAUGGAUGACCGUGUGAAGCACAUGUUAAAGUUGAUUGAAGAAGACGCAGACUCUUUUGCCAAGAAAGCUCAGAUGUAUUACCAGAAGCGUCCCGAGUUAAUCCACCUUGUGGAGGAGUUUUACCGCAUGUACCGCGCUUUGGCUGAGCGUUAUGAUCAAGCUAGUGGUGAACUUCAGAAAAACCAUCCCUCUGGGAUACACUCACAGGGCUCUCUUGACCAAUCAUCUCCUACCUCGAGUCGCCGUCUUAAGGAAGAGGAAGAUUCAUCAUCUUUGACUGAUUCUGGUUCUGAUUCUGACUCGGCUCAUGAUCAUUCCUCUGCUAGUGAUGAAGAUGGUGACGAGGCACUGAUCCGUAGGAUGGCUGAUCUAGAGCUUGAUCUUCAAGAAACAAAACAGAAGCUCCUUCUCCAGCAAGAAAAUGUCAACAACACUGAUCUCCUUCACAAGAUUACUGUAUAUGAAGGAGAGCUUAGAGAAGCUAAUGAAAAGAUUCAGAUGCAAGAAGAAGAGAUUACUAAUCUGAAGGUUGAGCUUCAGAGCUGCAUGUCCUCUAGAGCAGAAACUCAAGAGAGACUUGAUUUGGAUAAAGAUGAAAAGGUGCAUGCCUUGGAGGAAGAGCUGAGUAUCUCGAAAGAGGAGCUUCAGAGAGUACAGCAUGAGCUCAAGUUGGCUCAAAAGGACGCUGAUACUCUCGGAAACAAGCUCAACGCAGAGAAGAAAGAAGUCUCGAAGUUGGUCGAGAGACUUGCAAUGGUGAAAACUAGUUUACAGGACAGAGAUAACGAGGUAAGGUCGCUGAAGACAGCAGUCUCUGACGCUGAAGAGAAGAUAUUCCCAGAGAAAGCACAGAUCAAGGGAGAGAUGUCAAAGCUCGUUGAAGAACGAAGCCAGCUUGGAGAGCAAUUGAGAGAGCUGGAAUCACAUAUAAGGCUGAUCAGGGAAGAGAAAGCUGGGAUAGAGGAGAAGCUUAAAGGAGAAUCCGAGAAGAUGAGUGUGAUGAGAGAUGAGAUUGGGAAGAGAGAAGAGAAGAUAAAGGAAAUGGAAAAGCAUAUGAAGGAGCUUCACAUGGAGCACGUGAGGCUAAGAAGACGGUCGAGUGAGCUUGCAGAAGAAGUUGAGAGGACGAGAGUGGCUGCAUCUGACGUGGCUGAGCAGAAAAGAGAAGCCAUAAGACAAUUAUGUAUGUCUCUUGAGUACUAUAAAGAAGGGUAUGAGAGGCUUUGGAAUGCUGUUUCAGGACAUAAGAGAGGAGUGCUCUUAGCAUCGUGACGUUUGCCUAUUAAGUGUAUUUCGAGGUUAAUGACUUUGUGUCCUGUGUUACUGUGUGUGUUGGACUUGCAUGUUUUUUGAAGGUUGAAGAUAAAUAAUGUAUGUUUGAUAUUAAUUAAUAUCAAUGCUAAUAGUAUCAUCUCAUA
Molecule: messenger RNA, 1783 nt
Organism: Raphanus sativus (radish)
Lineage: Eukaryota; Viridiplantae; Streptophyta; Magnoliopsida; Brassicales; Brassicaceae
Product: protein NETWORKED 4B-like
Exons: 3
Coding region: 237-1637 (466 amino acids)
Cellular component (GO): vacuolar membrane
Molecular function (GO): actin binding
Source: RefSeq, a predicted model, not a curated record